Molecule: messenger RNA, 894 nt
Organism: Lethenteron reissneri (Far Eastern brook lamprey)
Lineage: Eukaryota; Metazoa; Chordata; Hyperoartia; Petromyzontiformes; Petromyzontidae
Gene: NME7
Product: NME/NM23 family member 7
Cellular component (GO): axonemal microtubule
Source: RefSeq, a predicted model, not a curated record
UACACUGUGUGUGUGUGUACAGGCGAUGGCUCAGGAGUUGUGUGCCGGGGUUUGCGUGGCGCUUGAGGUGAGAGGCGACGACGCCGUGAGGAGGUUCCGGGAACUCUGCGGCCCCUCGGACCCCGAAGUGGGGCGAAUGCUGCGCCCAGCCUCUCUGCGCGCAGCGCUGGGCACAGACAAAAUCCAGAACGCGGUCCACUGCACUGACCUCGUGGAGGAUGGGGAGCUGGAGGUUGAAUAUUUCUUCCGGAUUCUUGACAACUGAACCCUGAGAGUUCAAGCAAGAAACUCACCGCUUCGCUCACUCCCUCACCACCACUCACCACCACUCACCACCACUCACCCCCUGCUCCUCACCACCACUCACCGCAUCCUCACCACCACUCACCACCACUCACCACCACUCACCCCCUGCUCCUCACCACCACUCACCACCCACUCACCACCCACUCACCACCCACUCACCCCCUGCUCCUCACCACCACUCACCACCACUCACCACCACUCACCACCACUCACCACCCACUCACCCCCUGCUCCUCACCACCACUCACCGCAUCCUCACCACCACUCACCACCACUCACCACCACUCACCGCAUCCUCACCACCACUCACCACCACUCACCACCACUCACCGCAUCCUCACCACCACUCACCACCACUCACCGCAUCCUCACCACCACUCACCACCACUCACCACCACUCACCACCACUCACCACCACUCACUGCAUCCUCACGACCACUCACCACCACUCACCACCACUCACCGCAUCCUCACCACCACUCACCACCACUCACUGCAUCCUCACCACCACUCACCACCACUCACCGCAUCCUCACCACCACUCACCGCAUCCUCACCACCACUCACCACACUCACUGCAUCCUCACC